Messenger RNA from Suillus paluster, 1638 nucleotides. Its product is annotated as FAD binding domain-containing protein. Gene Ontology annotation, molecular function: FAD binding. The transcript is spliced from 10 exons. The record is from RefSeq and is a predicted model, not a curated record. Lineage: Eukaryota; Fungi; Basidiomycota; Agaricomycetes; Boletales; Suillaceae. Bases 1 to 1638 code for a protein of 545 amino acids.
AUGAAUUCCGCUGAUCAUCCUGUGCUAGUCGUAGGCGCUGGGCCAGCAGGUCUGGUAGCAGCGUUGACGCUUGUCCAAAACGGUAUCCCAGUUCGCAUCAUCGAUAAAGAUCCAAACCCUCGCAUCGGACAGCGUGGUCCCACAAUAUGGCCACGCUCCCUCGAACUCUUCAACUUCCUGAAUGUCCCGGAAGUCAACAAUCUAGGAAAACAAAUCCCUGUCAUCCGUUUAUACAAGCCCGGGACGUUGGAACCUCUGAAAGACUAUCCGUUGGCCCCGCAUAUGGAACCUACACCAGCGGUACCAUUCCACAUCCCAAAGAUGAUAGGGCAACAGCUCCUAGAUGUGGUUCUGCGACGCCACCUAGAGAAGUUUUACUGCUCUGUCGAGAUGAACACUGAACUAAGCUCGUUCAAGCAGUCCGAGGAGGGCAUCGCAGCUACUUUCGAUACCAAGUGGAUGAUCGGCGCCGAUGGUGCUAAAGGCGUCGUGCGCAAACAGCUUGGGCUCACGUUUUUGGGCGAGACUAGAGACGACUUCUGUAUUAUCACUGGGGAUAUUCGUUUAAAGGGAGUUGGUCUUGAUAGAGUGUUUUUGCUCUCGAGGCUUGGAGAUGUAUUUACAAUCCACAGACUGAUGUUGCGUCCAACGGACGAAAUCGGCGAGGAUGGCUGGCACUUCUUCAUUUCUGAUCGCGAACUAGAGUUGAUGAAGACCAUUCAGAGCGAGGAGCUUAUCUUCGCGUCCAUCGCGUCGUUUAUCCCCACUGAGAUUACGUUCAACAAGUUGGUUUGGCGCGUUGAUCCAUUUGUUGCAGGGGCAAUAUCCGUACUGGUGAACAAGUUUGGCGAGGAUCGAGUGUUCGUUAUGGGUGGUGUGUGGUUCUAUCUAGGCGUGUGCAGUUGUGCUGAUGGAAGUCGUAGAUGCUGCACAGGACUCAAUUCAGGUGUACAAGAUGCUAAACUCGCGCUCGUUGAAAAAGGACUUGCCGACAAGUCUCUUCUGAAGACAUACAGCGCCGAGCGUCUCCCUGUCAUCUCCGAGAUGAUCGAGAUGACUACCUCUAUUCUCAACCAGACACUAAUAACAGGAGAACUCAGACUACACAACCCCACUGUUUUCAUGCUUGGCGUCAACUGUCGGUUCAGCAGCAUCGUACUCGAUGAAUUUGCAACUCCAAUCGAGGGGAAGCCUGUCAACGCAUACGGGGUGUUUGACGAGGGGCAUCUGGAGGCUGGGGACAGGGCGCCUGAUGCACCCAACGUGCUCCAGGUGGGACGUGGAGAAUCUGACGUGAAGACGCUUUUUGGUCUGUACAAACCCUGGUGUCACACGGUGCUUGUGUUUGCGCCGAGUCUCUCGGAUGCUACCUCGAUCUUGGGGGCACUGGAGGCAUUUGACAGGAGGGUUGUGCGCAAGGCUGUCGUUUUACCAUCGUCGACACCAGUGGCGCCCGUCGUAUCUCCUUGUGCUGAUGUCGUUCUUAUUGAUGAGGGGGGCUAUGCAUAUACAGCUUAUUUUGUAGAAGCCAACCAGACGAAGGUGUUUGUGAUACGGCCAGACGGUGUGAUUGGGGCGAUCGUUCAUGGUGAAGAAGGCGUGCAGAAAUAUUUCUCGAAUAUAUUUUUGGACCUCUAG